AUGUCGGCGGAGGCCAAGACGUGCGUCGUCACGGGCGCGAGCCGCGGCAUCGGCCGGGCCAUCGCGCUGGACCUCGGCGCCCAGGGCUGCAACGUCGUCGUCAACUACGCCGCGUCCGAGGGCCCGGCGCUCGAGGUCGUCGAGGCCAUCAAGGCGUCCGGCGGCGACGCCGUCGCGGUCAAGGCCGACAUGGCGUCCGUCGACGAGAUCAAGGCCCUCUUCAAGGAGACGGCGGACCACUUCGGGGGCUGCGACGUGCUCGUGAACAACGCGGGCAUCACGAAGGACGGCCUGGCCAUGCGCAUGAAGCCCGCGCAGUGGCAGGCCGUCAUCGACGUCAACCUCUCCGGCGUCUUCUACUGCUCCCAGGCGGCCUUCACGCAGAUGGCGAAGAAGCGCGCCGGGCGCAUCAUCAACAUGUCGUCCGUCGUCGGCCUCUUCGGCAACCCGGGCCAGGCGAACUACGCGGCCGCCAAGGGCGGCGUCUGCGGCCUCACGAUGUCGAACGCGAAGGAGUUCGCGGGCCGCGGCGUCACGGUCAACGCCGUCUGCCCGGGCUUCAUCGGCACGGAGAUGGCCAACGAGCUCGGCGAGGACAUGCUCAACAAGGUCAAGGAGGCCAUCCCCCUCGGCCGCCUCGGCGAGGCCGACGAGGUCGCGGGCCUCGUCCGCUACCUCGCCCUCGACAAGAGCGCCGCCUACAUCACGGGCCACUCCAUGACCAUCGACGGCGGCAUCGCCAUCGGCGCGGGCUUCUGA
Molecule: messenger RNA, 759 nt
Organism: Aureococcus anophagefferens
Lineage: Eukaryota; Pelagophyceae; Pelagomonadales; Pelagomonadaceae
Exons: 1
Coding region: 1-759 (252 amino acids)
Biological process (GO): fatty acid biosynthetic process
Molecular function (GO): 3-oxoacyl-[acyl-carrier-protein] reductase (NADPH) activity; NAD binding
Source: RefSeq, a predicted model, not a curated record